CCUGGACGACGUGUUCCACUCUAUAUGAGGCAGUAUAGUAUCUAGCCCAGACAAUAACGAAAAUGGAAUAACAGGAACUGACCGAAGCCCCUCUUUACGUAAUGAAACUGUGCGCAAGCUAGCUGUAACCAUCACUAUCUUUUCCCAUGUCUUUCCCGCGCGCGACAAUGCCCCCUUUUAUGAGGUUAUGGCGCGGUAGUGUGACGUUAAGUUAUGCAAGGACACCGCUUUUCUCCGAUAAUAACGUAAUAACCACGAUCUGGCCGCCGACAGCAACCAGGAAAACGAAACCGCCGCAACGGCACGAGGGGAGUCGAUCAUAAAUUGCGCGAUCCCACGGCGCGCUCGAUCACCUUGAUUGCUGUCGGAAACAGGCGAAGCGUGGCGGAAGGAAAAAGAAGGCUGGCGGCAAUAAACGGAGUUCUCCCCCGCCCUGUCCUUCGUACAACACAACGCAUUGUACUGCCACUACUACAGCCUGCCUCCGUGCGCGCGCGCCGGAUGCGAGCUCCAUGUCGUGCCGCUUGAGUUGGCGUGCGGAGCCGUGCGCCGCUGCCGCUUGGCAGUGGAAGCAAGCGAGCACGGUGUCAGGUGUACGACGCGCAUGAAAGGCUGGACUGCGGUCCGUAGUGCGUCGUCGGUGCAAUGAACUUGCACCGGCGACGGGCAGGGCGGCGGAGCAGGGACAUUCCUCGCCACAAAGCGGCGUGCAGCGCGGCAAGAGCCCGCAGCGUUUGACAGCAGCCGGUGCGCCCCGCCAGCAAAACUCAUUUGCGUGAACGGCAGCGGCGCGCUCAGCUCCGCGAGCGAGCAGCCGCGAUCGAUCCGCUGCUGGGCGGUGUCUGCGAAAGGGAGGCGCGGCGCCCCCCGCUCCAUCGGAACAGGUGUUGCCAACGUCGACUGCCACCGGACUUUGAACUCGCGCGUUCGCUGAGCACGGGCGCUUCCGGAGCCGCGAGGACGCCCCAGCUGGUCGGCACCCAAGUCAGGCGCAACCCGGUGCCCCGUGCGAGGCCGGCGGCUCCGGCACACACCGUGGGAUGCGCCUGACACCGCCCGGCAUGCCCGAAGGCAGCGGCGGCGACGCGAGGAUGCUGCGCGGAUCCCAGCUGGCGAGGGGGCCAGGCAGCCUGAAAGACUCGGAGCAGGGACCCAGGUCCCUGGCGGACAGCAGCGACUGUGGCAGCGGGGGAAGCCUGUUGAGUGUUGUGGGCAACGGCGGGGACAGCAGCUACGAACGCCGGCACGUGCACGAGGCACAUCUGCGCGAGGCCUUCCAGGCCAUGCACUGCAUGCAACUCAAGGGGCAGCUGUGCGAUGUGCGCCUGGUGGCUGGCAACCAGAGCCUGCUGGCGCACAGGCUCGUGCUGGCCGGCUCCAGCCCCUACUUCCACGCCAUGUUUAACAGUGACAUGUGUGAGAAGGCACAGGCUGAGGUGGUGCUUCAUGACAUCGCCUUCUCCGCCCUGCAGCAGCUUGUCGAAUUCGCCUACACUGGCGAAAUUGUCAUCACUGAGAGCAAUGUCCAGAGCCUGCUGCCCGCGGCCAGCUUGCUGCAGGUGGGCAGCGUGCGUGAGGCCUGCUGUGCCUUCCUGCUGGGACAGCUCCACCCGUCCAACUGCCUGGGAAUCCGCAGCUUUGCCGACACGCAUGCCUGUCGCGACCUGCUGGGCAAGAGCCAUCGAUACGCCCUGCACCACUUCCGAGAGGUGGCGCACACCGACGAGUUCCUCAUGCUGCCUUUCUCGCAGGUGGAAGACCUGAUCUCCAGCGACGAGCUCAAUGUCUCCUCGGAAGAGUUGGUUUAUGAGGCCACUGUGGCCUGGAUCAAGCACAAUCUGCCCGAGAGGGAAAAGUACGUUGGCAAGCUGCUGCAGCACUGUCGGCUGCCGUUGAUGCGUCGGGAGUUCCUGCUGUCCAAGGUGGGCGAGGAGCCGCUGGUGCGCUCAAGCGAGGAGAGCAAGGACCUGCUCAUCGAGGCCAUGCGCUACCACCUGAUGCCUGAGCGGCGCGCUGCCAUGGCUGGGCCACGCACCUCGCACCGCAGGCCCGAGGGCCUCCGCUCCUACCUCUUCGCCGUCGGUGGAGGCUCACUGUUUGCCAUUCACAGUGAGUGCGAGUACUACAACCCACGCACGGACCGCUGGAGCUCUUUUGCACCCACCAUCCACCGGAGGUCUCGAGCCGGCAUCACCGCACUGAACCGAAUGCUGUACGCCAUUGGUGGCUUCGAUGGCACACGAGACCUGUCGUCGGUGGAAUGCUAUGACCCUGUGCGUAACACGUGGUCACUGCUCCCGGGAUUGGGCAGCCGACGCAGCUGCCUCGGAGUGGGAGCCCUGCGUGGCCUCAUCUACGUGGCUGGUGGCUACGACGGGACGUCCUGCCUGAGCAGCGUGGAACAGUUUGACCCCCUCGUUGGUGCUUGGACCUCCGUGGCUGCCAUGGAGUAUCGUCGGCGAUACUGCCGCCUAGCCGUCCUCGAGGACUGCCUGUAUGCUGUGGGGGGCCACGACGGGGCCAACUACCAGUCGUCAGUGGAGCGGCUGGACCCACGGGAGGGCCGCUGGCGGCUGCUGCCGUCGAUGCACAGCCGGCGCAACAGCUGCGGUGUGGCCGUCCUGGACCGGUCCCUCUACGCUGUCGGCGGUAACGACGGCAGCCUCUGCCUCAGCAGCGCCGAGCGCUUCGACCUGGCCGCCAACAUGUGGGACCACGUCGGCUCCAUGCACUCCCGCAGGACGACACACGAGGUGGUCCAAGCCGACGGCUUCCUCUACGCCGUUGGCGGCAAUGACGGCAGCUCAAGCCUCAACACUGUCGAGCGCUACGACCCGCGUCACAACAAGUGGAUGCUCGUCACUGCCAUGAUGCUUCGACGAAGUAGUGUCGGCGCUGCCGUGCUAGAGUGCCCCAUACUAGAACGCGCAAACUCCACGUCAUUUGCUUCGGUUAUUGGCGCCUCUUCUGAGCCCUGAGGCACAUGCUUCCAGCCUUCCUCAUGAUUUGCUAAAGCGCAUUGUUUUUUUGUUGUGGUAUGGGGGCCACACAGCGUCAAAACUGUCAUGCUUUGGCAGUGCUCUCACUGCUGGCCAAGGAUGAGUUGGCUUUUGCAUUUCGCCCACCACUUCGCCAACGUGACCCUCAGCGAUGUGAGAGUGAGAUUACCUUAAUUCUGCGUUCUUCAGCAGAGCGUAGAGUUUCUCAGUUUGGGUGCUUCAAACAUUCACGUCACUUCCUUAGUUUAGUAGCAUUACGUGUGAUCAUCUCGAAUGUUCACUCGCAGGUAUGACCUGCAAGUGGGACCUUGGGGAGAAUUUCCAUUUCCUCGGCACCUUCAUACCCGAGUGAAAACCAGUUCACCCAAGAGCGAUAGUUUUGUGCGUGUGUUUCAGAGCCGUUCUCUGAUGAAUGGCUGCUCUGUUAGGUGUCCUAGUGUGACUAAGGUGUGAGACCCUUAGCGUCAACAGUCUUCAAAAGCUGGCUGCUCGCUGGUUGGGAAGUAAGGGCCUUGUCAUGCACAUUCCCUGAUCAUCCGUUGCUUCACCCACCUAGUUGUCACGUGGACAUGUCUCACAUGUGUGAUAUUAGGAGUGCAUGUUAGUGUGUUUUUUGUAGGAAGGUGUGUGCUUUGGAUCAUCCCCAUUCAUCUUCUGCUGAAACUGUUGCAGUGUAGAGAGAGUAAACCAAUAAGUGAUGCCAGUUGCCAACUGCCUGGCCUUUGUCUUAGCUUGUGAAAUAUGAGAGCAUGGAAAGAGUUUCCUCUCACUUAGUGCUCGAUGUGGUAUAAGCACUUGUGAGUGCUUGACAGUGCACCAUGCGCGAUACCGGUGAGUCGUUAAAUGACGUUACUAAUGUCUUUGAUGGGAGUAGCUUCCCAACCUGAUAUUUUGGUCGAUGCAACAUACAUUAUUUUUUCUUACCUUAACUUAUACUAGCAGUUGAGAGAAAAGUAAGGGAUUUUUCUCAUAAUGAAAUAUUGUUAUGCUUUGUGUACUUCCUGUCUUUAUUUUUGUUUUCCAAGCAGUAUUGUAAAUACUUGUUAAAAGCUGAAAGACCUGUUAACUUAUUUAAUAGACUAUUCUGCACUUUCUUUAUUCAAGUUUAUUGUUUGAAAGCUUAAUGUUCCUGUGUUUAAUUCGAAGCUUUGUAAAUUUUGUGUUUGCAAUCUCCAAAGGGAACCUUACGCUUGAUUACAAUUAUGUUCGACUAGGCAUGUUAUCUUCUAGAAUAUUACGGGCAAAUUGUUGGUGCUUGAAAGUGUUUGAAUGUAGAGUGAAAUAUCGCAACAAUGUUUUUAAGGUUACCCUGUUACUGCAUCGAACGAAACAUGCAGGCAUUCACAAGCAUUUAAAAUUAUGGCUGUAUUGUUGUGUGCUCAUUACAUUAAGUGCAUACGAGCAUUUGGCAGAAUUCUCUUUCUUUCUUUUUACAUUUUGCAUGUCAAACAUAUGGGGCAUGACGACGUGGUUAGCGCUUAGUCAGCUAAAACAUUCUGGAAAAUGCGUCUGAUGCACGGGAAUUUUGCCUAGAUGGCACUGAGCUUGGUUCAUUCAUGCUGUGAAUGACACCAUCUCACUUAGCCACUAAAAACACAUGAAAGCUCUGUCUGGCUUUUCGAAAGACUUUAUGUUGUCAAUAAAGCCUUAUGUGCUAAACAUGAGUGCCGAGGGCAUUCCCGCGAUUCGAAGCUCACAAAAUAGGAGUGGCAUUGUGUUAUGGCGUUUCACAAACACAUUGAAAAAAAAUAGUAAUAAUACAGACUAGUUAGGUGCACUCUGUUCGAAGCAUAUUUCAGCAAAUAAAUUGCUAGACAGCGAGAGAACUUAAAGCAAAAACUUAAAAUGCCAUGAUGAUGAUGCAUGACAUUCUUAUUUGUUCUUGCGCCAAUGUACUAUUAAAUUAAUUGUGUUCUACUUAAAUCAAAGGCAUUUUUUGGACAAUAUCUGCUUGAAAGCACUGCAGAUGUUUCAUGUUAAGAUCUUUAGCAAAUUUAGAGAAGCCUGUACGUUGGGCUGUUAGCAUGGCACUGUUAGGUUCUUGCCUGGUUCACUGUAGAGCUGAGAAUAUUUUUUGGCAUUAGACUAAAAAUAUUUUAAUUGGCACUGUUUUAUACACGUUAGGAUUAGGGCACAGCCAUACUGCAUUGUGUCACCUAGAUGUCUGCGUAUCUGCAAGCAGGAGAGAGAAAAAUGUGAACGAGGCUGCCUGAACGGUGUACCGUAGGACCAUGGCUGACUGAAAGCCAUAUAUGCCGAUGUGCCAGGUGCCAAGUUAUGCAAAAUCUUGCGAAAGUGGCCACAAAAGCAAUCGCUCAAGAAUACAGCCUUUGCUUAUUGUCACCCGGCCAACAGUGUGCAGCAUGUUUUUAUUAUUAUUAUUAUUAUUAUUAUUAUUAUCAUCAUCAUCAUCAUCAUCAACAACAACAACACAUUGUGCUUUGAAGCUUUUGCAAUGUUUGCUGUCACAUUCCACAUUGAUUUAAUUUCUGUCCUUAAACUCCCGAGUGAGGUGCCGUCCCGGUACGCUCUUUGCUAACCUGUAUAUAACUUUUUUUGAGAUUAGGUUGCUGUAUUGAGCACCAUGUGUUGCAUUUGUUUGGGCACCAGCAUUCGGACUUGAUUUUCCGAAGGAAAAGAAAAGUAUCCGUGUGCUUUUUCUGCCCAUUGUUUUUGGUUUUUCAUUGCAUAGGGCAUGUAGUCGACCACCAUCUACCAUCAUCUUUGCAGCCUUCAAUGUUCCUAGGGGCAAGCAAGCAUGUGCACUGUGUCUUUCUAGCCUCCUGAAACAGUUUGUUGGCUUGUCAUUUACGAAACAGUAAGCCUGAAGUGACUUUGUAAUCUUCAAGCUUUAGAAGCAUUGAUAGCCAGCACGUGAUGCACAAGAUCCAAUUGUUUUCGGGCACCAUUGACGAUAACAUAUCGUGCUAGCUUAUAGUGUUGCAGGAGCAGAAUGAGAAUGGAAUAAAAGAAAGGUUGGGAGAAACUGCAGGGCCUUUGAGCCCACACCCACAUAGAAGACGAACUCAAGCCCACAUUUUCACUCUCACCAAAAUUAUAUACACGUAGCUGUCUGUUUUACAACCACUCCCGCCGCUUCAAGAACUGUAGCUCAUUGUCACCCUUCCGUCUUUCGUAAAUUUGCUGGUUAUUCUUUCCCUCCCUUCUGCCAUUACCGAGCGACAAAAGCGAAGAUCGUAAUCUUUAGUAGUAUUGCUGUAGCCAGAGCAAGCUAUCAAAACUGGCAUGACGCAAGUAUUGAAAUGCAGUAUUAUGCACGUACGAGAGGUUUAACGAUGAUAACGAUGCGUGCUGGAUUCCUAGAUGAGUGUGCUUGAUCAUCUUUUGUGAUAACGCUUGAUAACUUUCCUGUUUGCUUAGGCUGUGCUCAGAGCAUAGAUGCAGACCCUCCCUCCCACUUCUGUGAUGUAGCAGGCACGAAUUUAAGUAGUGGUUGAGAGAUGUGUUAGCUCAUUUUGACCGCGUACGCUUUCCUGCAGUUGGAACAUAGUGCUACUAGUUUCAGUCAAUUCAGACAGCGGUUUCGCUACCAAUCUGUUCGCCGUGUAAAAAUUCAGUUUGUUCCCCAUUUUCUCGUUCAGUGGUCAUCCUUA
Molecule: messenger RNA, 6613 nt
Organism: Dermacentor albipictus
Lineage: Eukaryota; Metazoa; Arthropoda; Arachnida; Ixodida; Ixodidae
Product: kelch-like protein 17
Molecular function (GO): protein binding
Source: RefSeq, a predicted model, not a curated record